Messenger RNA from Phoenix dactylifera (date palm), 2488 nucleotides. RefSeq lists its product as uncharacterized. Gene Ontology annotation, molecular function: RNA binding. NCBI's taxonomy places the organism in Eukaryota, Viridiplantae, Streptophyta, Magnoliopsida, Arecales, Arecaceae. The record is from RefSeq and is a predicted model, not a curated record.
AUAUCUAUAUAUAUCCAUCUCGAGCCCUUUCUCCAUUGUUUCUCCUUUUCUAUUCUCUCUCUUCUUCUGAUCCGAGCUCCGAAGGAUUUAAUGGCGGAAGAGCUCCAGUUUUCUUCUCGUCUCGACAACAAGCGAAAGUUCGAUGACGCGGCCGGAUCUCCACCGUCCCCGAUCGCCGCCCUGCCGCCCGGGCGGCGGCCGACGGGAUUUUCGGCGCCGAUCACGUCGCCGGACGGCCACUCCGCUGUGGUCUCGCCUCCGUCGUCGUACAACAGCGUCCCGCCUCCCGCAGAUGGGAUUCAGCUCGCCAAGCAAAGGGCGCAGGAGAUCGCAGCGCGGCUCUUCAGCGAUGCCGAGGCGAAGCGCCCCAAGGUCGAGAACGGCGGUGGGGGCGCGGAUGAUGCGGCAGAUAAGGGGUUUAUCACUGACCCUCUGCAGAAGCCCCUAGGUCAGCAAAUGGCAUCACAAGUUGGUAUGGGCCCCCCUCCUUCAUAUUCCAUGUAUGGCUAUCAGGGUUCAAACAAGCAAAUCCAUAUUCCAAAUGGAAGGGUAGGUGUCAUCAUUGGUAAAGGUGGAGAGACGAUUAAAUAUCUUCAGCUACAGUCAGGUGCCAAGAUUCAGGUUACUAGAGAUGCAGAUUCUGAUCCCAAUUCAGCAACUAGACCAGUGGACCUAAUGGGUACUCCUGAGCAAAUCAGCAAGGCUGAGCAGUUGAUCAAGGAUGUGCUUGCAGAGGCUGAUACUGGGGGUUCUGGCAUUGUUGUUGCUCGAAAAUUUGGAGGCGGUCAAGUUGGUGCAGAGCAAUUUGUAAUGAAAGUUCCAAACAACAAGGUUGGUCUGGUCAUUGGUAAAGGUGGUGAAACAAUAAAAAACAUGCAAGCUAAGACUGGGGCUCGCAUCCAGCUGAUACCUUUGCAUCUUCCUCCGGGUGAUAUAUCGACAGAAAGAACAGUACAGAUAGAUGGUACUAAGGAGCAAAUUGAAUCUGCAAAACAAUUAAUCAAUGAAGUCAUUAGUGAGAAUCGCGUCAGGAAUCCUCAGGUGGCUGGAGGAUAUUCUCAGCAAGGAUACCGUCCGCCCCGGCCUCCUAUGAAUUGGGGUCCACCUGGACCACCCCCAGUGCAGCAACCUGGUUAUGGCUACAUGCAACCUGGUGCAUAUCCUGGGCAGCCCCCUCAAUAUAACAUGUCUCAACCUCCUUACAUAGGCUACCCUCCACCUGCAUCUGGUGGAUUGUCUUCUGGCUGGGAUCAGUCAUCGAAUCCUCCAACUCAGCAAACCACGCCUGGAACUGGAUAUGAUUACUACAACCAACAGCAACAGCCACAGCAGCAGCAAGCUCUUGGGGGAUCUUCUGCUCCAGCAGAGAAUACAACUUACGGUUAUGGCCAGCCACCUAGUUACAGCUCGCAAGGGCAAUAUGGCAGCACAGCUUACUCCCAGGCUGCUGUUGGCCAGCAGCAAGGCUAUGGGCAAGACAACUAUUCUGGUGGCUAUCAUGCUCCUGCAUCACAGACUGGAUACUCUCAGCCCCAGUCAAAUCCCCCGGCUGGCUAUGAUCAUCAGCAAGGUUAUGGAUCCACUCCAACAUAUGCAGCGGCUACUAACCCAAGUCAAGGUGGGCCUACACAAGUGCCUUCAUCUCAACAGGCUCCACCAGUUCAGCCCACUGGGCCCCAGCAAGGGUACACUAGUCAACCACAAAGCACAACAUCUCCAGCCUAUCCUUCUCAGGGAACUGGACAGCCUGGAUAUGGCAUGCCCCCAACUUCACAACCAGGGUAUGGGAACCAGCCCCUUACUCAGACUGGAUAUGGGCAGUCCAUGCCGUUUCCCGAACCUGGUUAUGGGCAGUCUCCUCCAGCCCAGAAACCACCUACUCAGCCAGUUUAUGCUCAAGCCCAGCAGCCGCAGACCACUCAAACUGGUUAUAUUCAGCCUGCUCCAGUUCAACCAGGAUACUCUCAUGGACAGCCGCCACCAGCACAAUCAGCUUAUGGGUCUGUAGGUCCUCAGCAUAGUUAUGGACAGCAGCAGCUAUAUGGCAGUGUGCCAUCACAGAGCCAGCCAGGUUAUGUGCAGCAGCAGCAGCAGCAGCAGCAGCAAUAAACUGAUUCUUAUGGCGGCAGUGUUGGUGGGUAUUCACAGCAAUCUGGUGCUGCGCAUGGUUCCUAUGAUGCUCCUGCUAUGACAAAGGCUAUUCCGAGCGGAGUAGCAAAAGCCUCUCUUCGGAGUUGAUAUCAUCUAGCAAGACUUUGUUAUGUAGUGUUUCCUCUUAAUGGUUUCUGCUGUUUCUGAGUAGCCUUGAAUUUCUGAGGACUCUGUAGGUUGCGUAGAUUUCAUCAUGUUGAAGUUUCUUUUUUUGUCAAAUGACAACUGCAUGAAGUGUUUUGUUAAGUUUGAUCAAACCGUCUGUAGGUUUAUUCCAACUGCUUUUAGUUGUUUCUUUAUUGGGAAGUAAGAUGUGUGGAUUGCAUAUUUUGUGCUA